This is a messenger RNA of Mycena citricolor, 785 nucleotides long. The record is from the annotation of a GenBank genome assembly. Lineage: Eukaryota; Fungi; Basidiomycota; Agaricomycetes; Agaricales; Mycenaceae.
CCACGAUCACACCAGACGCGCGCACACGUGAGGAGAAUCGACACAUCCAUAAAAGGACGUUUGUUGAUUGUCGGCCAACUCAUUCUCGAACACCAUCUCCAAGACCCUCCUCUUCCUCAAGACUCGUCUCGAUGGCCCGCACGAAGCAAACCGCCCGCAAGUCCACCGGAGGUAAAGCCCCUCGCAAGCAGGCAUCUGGCGUCCAAGUCCGCCGCCCGCAAGACUGCCCAGCAAGCUGCUGGCGGCGUGAAGAAGCCCCACCGCUUCCGACCCGGAACCGUCGCCCUGCGCGAGAUUCGUCGUUACCAGAAGUCGACCGAACUACUCAUCCGCAAGCUUCCGUUCCAGCGUCUCGUCCGUGAAAUCGCCCAGGACUUCAAGACCGACCUUCGGUUCCAGUCGUCGGCAGUGAUGGCCCUACAGGAGGCCGCCGAGGCUUAUCUCGUGUCGCUGUUCGAGGACACCAACUUGGCUGCCAUUCACGCCAAACGCGUCACCAUACAGCCAAAAGAUCUCGCCCUUGCUCGCCGACUGCGCGGAGAACGUGCUUAAGCACCUCUCCUUCCAGACUAUCUUAUCUAUCUCUCAUUGCCAUGUAUGUAACCACCCACGGCCUGCACUCAUGCCACAUGUAUUCUGGUUAUACCUACAAUUAAAGGAUUUACUUAUGCACAUUGGCAAGGGCGGCAACCGCCUUCACUAUUCCUCCAUGGCAGUGUCUUCUGCUCGUGCGUCCAAACCUCGCGCAUCUUGUCGUAGCUCUUCCUGCUCGAGGGCGACUGUGU